AUGACCGUCACCACCGACCCUGAAUUUGCCCGUGAACCCCUUCGCGAGAAACGCUCUUUCCGCCGCCGCCUCCUCCCCGGCUUCGACGACCGCCCACCCUUCAUGCUGUGGCUGCGCCUCUGCUGGCUCGACGUGCUGACCCAGCUGCUCUGCCUGCUCGCCGCGUUCCUCAUCUACACCUUCGUCCCGCCCGUCAUGCCGCGCUACUUCCCGCUCUACACCGGCAUCGAGCGCAGCCCCUGGGGCCUCCAGCACGGCCACCCCUACCUGAGCGAGUACAUCACAACGACGGUGAGCGCGGUAGUGAGUUUCGCCGUACCAGCUGCAAUCAUGGGCACGAUUGGGCUAUGGCACAUCAUGGGCCUGGGCUAUGCCCUUGCAACGGCUACACUCUUCCAGUCCCUCAUCAAGGUCUUCAUCGGCGGCCUGCGCCCCCAUUUCCUCGCCGUCUGCGCCCCGCCCAUUCCCCCCGUCACACCGGGCCUCUCCUCCCUCGGCCCUCGCACAAACACAAAUAUCUACUACACGCCCACCAUCUGCACCGGCCCCGCCUCCCGCGUCACCGAAGCCCAGAUGUCGUUCCCCAGCGGCCACGCGUGCGCGGCCUUCGCCGGCUUCGGCUUCCUGGCCCUGUACCUCAACGCGAAGUUCCAGUGUUUCGGCCACGGGGCACGCGGCCGCCAUUGGAAGUUGGUGCUGUUUUCGCUGCCGUGGUGUGUUGCUGUGGUUAUUGCGGGGAGUAAGGUCAGGGAUCGGUGGCAUCAUCCUGUUGAUGUUGUGGUUGGGGCGUUGGUGGGUACGCUGUUUGCGCAUGUGGCGUUUGGGAUGGUGUUUCGUGGGGUUUAUGGGGCGGGGGGGAAUGCGCUGCCGAAGGAGUAG
This is a messenger RNA of Dothidotthia symphoricarpi CBS 119687, 879 nucleotides long. RefSeq names its product PAP2-domain-containing protein. NCBI's taxonomy places the organism in Eukaryota, Fungi, Ascomycota, Dothideomycetes, Pleosporales, Dothidotthiaceae. Bases 1 to 879 code for a protein of 292 amino acids. Gene Ontology annotation, molecular function: phosphatidate phosphatase activity. Gene Ontology annotation, biological process: phospholipid metabolic process. The record is from RefSeq and is a predicted model, not a curated record. The transcript has 2 exons.